Messenger RNA from Triticum aestivum (bread wheat), 1084 nucleotides. RefSeq lists its product as uncharacterized. The record is from RefSeq and is a predicted model, not a curated record. Lineage: Eukaryota; Viridiplantae; Streptophyta; Magnoliopsida; Poales; Poaceae. The transcript has 5 exons. Bases 136 to 738 code for a protein of 200 amino acids.
UAGGUUGUUUGCAGAAGACUCCCUUGCUUCUACUCGUGAGAAGAAGGCAGCAGCGCGAAACCCUAGAAUCGAAUCGAGGUGGUGGCGGCGGAGACAAGCACAAAGGAAAUCGAGGAGGAGGAAGAAGAGGCAAUCAUGUCCCUCCGGCGGUCUGUCGGUUCCCUCCUCGCACGGAGGUUCUCGCCACGGCCACGGGCGACCCCAAGGACGGCUCCUGCACGAUCGGUCCACUCCUUGAAGGAUUUCCCCAUCGCUCAUGGCAUUGGUCGUGCUGCUGUUGUGGCCGCGGCUGCGCUUGCUAGUGCUGGAGCGUUGGCACAUCAGUAUUUCAGGAAAGGCCCAGCAGAUGAUGAGUCAGCUCCCCGCGGGAAAGAGGAGGACCUGAAAGCGAUGUUCGAGGAUUGGGCCAAGAAACAGAACAGGACAUACCGAGACGAGGAAGAGAAGGCCAUGCGGUUCCAAGUGUUCAAAGACAACGUCGACUGGAUCGAAUCGCUGCCCCCAUCUAUCCGGGAAAAGUCGCUUCCAUUAAACUGUUUCGCAGACUUUAAACCCGAGGAGCGCCCGUUGGGCCGGUCCGGCCAGUGCUGUAUCAUUGAUAUAGAUGGCCAUGGCCCGGACGCCGAAGAGGAGUACCUCCAGAACAAGUUUCUCGCCGAGAAUGAAAACGGAGAAGCAUUUGUAUGGAAGCCAGCCAUGAAGCAGGGCGACAAGCAAGCAACUCAUGUCUCUGCCUAGACCCUAGAAAGAAUGGUGUCUGGUCUGACAUGACAAGAAGAUCGAUAAGCAAGAGGCACUAGUACUGGAGGUAAAAGGCGGUAGCUUUUCUGUUGUGUACCAUCAACGGAGCAAAACUUUAUGCAAAUUUUAACGGCAAGCUUGUUCAGCGGACAACGGUGCUUACAGAAGUCCUUUACACUUAGUGUUGUCCGUGAUGUACCAAAAAAUAAUCCUCUCAUGCCAUGUAACACUUUAUAUGUAUGUGUUUCUUUUCUGUUCUGGUCUCUCUGGGAUCAUGCAAUUUAAAAUGUAUGCUCAGUUAUGAUUUAAAGUGGAUGGAUUAAUUUUCUCGAUGUCUCAAAUA